GCGAAAGCAAUAUCUUGUUGCUUCUAAAGUGAAAUAUCACCAUCAUUUCGUCGUGCAAUGAAAAAUACUAGAUUUUAUGGAUUUCACACGAGAUCAAGCAUUAAUCAAUACCAGGUACUAUAUACCAUACUUAUUCUGGCUUCACCUUCAAUACAGCAGCGUGAUGUUAUCCCAUGUAUCCCUGAUGCAAUCAAAGGUGUGCUUAAUGAAGUCUGGACAGGGAUCAAUGGUCUAGGGGGAAUAAAUACAUUAAUUUCAGACAGCCGCUUUCCCGAUAGCCCAUCGAUGGUUAGAAUCGUUCAUACUUUUAACGUCCCACAAAAUGCAGAURAUAGAUAUGGUCAGCGUUUGCGUGCCUACAUGUUUGCACCAAAAAAUGGAAGCUACCAAUUGCAAGUUGCCUGUAAUUGGAAAUGCGAAGUUUAUCUGAGCAGUGACUAUGAUCCGGCUGGCAAGAAAAUGAUCUUUGAAACAGAAACCAAUUCCAUUAAAUAUUCUUCAUCAAUUCAAAUGACGACAAACAAGCCAUACUAUAUAGAAGCUCUUCAUUCAGAAUAUGUCGGAAACGAUUUCUUCGAAUUAAAAGUCAAAUUACCAGGGACCAAUAUAUUUGACUUUCUACCGAGUGACUACCUCAUUGCUUAUGCUCAAGGUAAUCAACUCACAAARGCCAACUUUCUUUUGCCUGGAAACUGGGCUCCCUGGUCGCCGUGCAGCACAUCUUGCGGUAUAGGUCACAUGGUACGACAUCGAUCCUGUGCUGCCAGACCUCCUGGGAUCUUAAUCUUUGCAAGACAAAAAAACGCGACUGCUGCUGUGAACGAAACUACGACGUGUGCUCAUAGGGUAUCGUGUUCUGGUGUCAAGUACUUUCUUACAAAAAGUUGGCAGUCAUGUGACCAAGUGUGUUCGACCAAUGAUCAUAUAUGUGCAAGAACAGGUCAUGAUUUUCCUUCGAAAAGUGCGUUGCCAAUUUACAAGGCACUCAACCUCACGUGCGUCUUAAAAAGCGGUCCUGAUACCAAGUACAAAUACCAAGACCACCCUGCCUUUUACUCUGUGAACUCUUCCUCUGUGGGGGAAUGUGUAGGAUAUGAAAAUACUCCAAAGGAGAUCAGUUGUGGUCAACAUGCCAACCCAGGAGCGAUUCGGAUUUGUCCCUGUAAGCUACGUCCAAAAUUUCUAAGACCUCCUAGAAACAUCAGUGCCUACAACACAAGCUCAACCGCAAUUGUAGUAAGCUGGAAUGGUAUCCCCUCUAUUGAAAUCACCGGUUAUCAAGUGACACUUAACGAUACCAAGACUCAAGAUUCUCGCUCCAUUAACUGUAACGCAAGUACGACGCUGAUGAUGAUUAGUGGGCUGGAGAAAUACAGGUUGUACUGUGUUCGCGUCCGAGUUUUGGUGCUCAGGAAUAGUGGCAUUGGGAAUUUUAGUGAUUGCCUUUAUGUAACAACAGAUGAAGAUGUGCCUGACAGACCUCCCCAAAAUCUCAAAGCAUCAGCCAAUACUUCAAGGUCAAUUAUUGUAUCCUGGGAUCCAGUGCCAUUAGGAAAUCGACACGGCAUUGUCAUUGGUUACAAGUUGUUUUACUUCUCUUUGAAUGCCAGCAGCGCAGAGAAAGUUCAUUACAACUUGACCGUGCCCAGCACUGACCGUUACACUCAACUAUCUGGACUUGAACCAGUAACUCUUUAUUGUGUUAAGGUACUCGCUUUCACCAGGAUCGGAAAUGGAAACAUUAGCAGUUGUGUUACAGUAUGGACUCGAAAACAAGUUAUCGAAGGUCAUUUCAGCCUGACAGUAAGAAGCUUUCUCAGCCCUUUCUUUGUCAAAGUUCGAUGGAAGUCGCAGGUGAAAAUCUUAAAAGACCUUGUGAGCUAUAAGGUGAUAACACGGUCGAUUCUAGGUGGAAAUGWAGAUCUUUUGAACAAAACAACGUCCAUAUUGCUCUUUGACAAGUAUGCUAAUGAAUACACCGUCGACGGAUUGCAACCGUUCAGCAAAAUCGAGAUACAGUUGGUUGCUAUGGGAAACUAUGGACCCUUGAAAUACAGUACGACUGUAAUUUCAGAAACUUGUCGAUGUCCAACGCAUUUUUUUGGUUCCUGGUGGAACAAGCCUCCAUACGCCUUCAAUUCAACAGAAGAUACAUCAUCACCUGAAGGACUGAUACCCCGAACAUUAUCAAAAAUGGUCAAGGCUAUUUGUGGAACGUGUGCCAUGAACACUAGUACCACAAUAGAUUUCAAGAGGAUCAAAUCUACCGUAGCCUCUGGGGUGAACAGCACUGAAAAUCAAUUCUUGGACCUGAAAAAUGUGGACUUCUUUUUUCCAAUUCACAAGUCAGAGUACCAGAACGAAAAAGUGUCUUCAACUAAUUAUGUAUCGUUGAUUAGAGUACCGGGUCUAGUUUUAGUGACCAAAAGAAAAUCUCCCGCCACCUAUGCCCGUGCAUUAGCCCGGUCGGUCUUCCAUUGUUGGCCACUUUUUGCUGUCAACAUUGUCAUGGCGUUUUUGGCAGGGAUAGUCACUUGGUUGCUGGAAUCCUCUAACAAUCAACUUCAUUUCCCUCUGCCCUUCUUCAAGGGAAUCCAAGAAGCGUUUUGGUGGUCUUUUGUUACUAUGACAACUGUUGGAUAUGGUGAUCGAGUUCCGAAAUCCAUCCCAGCUCGUCUGUUUGCAGUCGUAUGGUCACUGAUGGGCAUAAUAUUAAGCUCCUUAUUGACCAGUGCGUUGACGUCAUCAUUAAUCGUUACUGUAGUCACGGAGAAUCUCCAUGCAGAAUCUGGAAAAAAAAUUGCGGCUGUAGCAGACACAGUGGAAUAUCUUCUUGUGCAGCAAAUGACAGGCAAAUCAGGGAACGCUGUUAGCUUCACAAACCUGGAACCAUUAUUCAGUGCUCUAGAAAACGGUCAAAUCGAAGCAGCAAUGGUCGACAUUCACACAGCAUUCUUCUAUAAAAGCCUCUUUUUCAAGUCGAAAUUCAAGAUUAGCAAGGUCAUCCAGCAUGAUUUCACGUACGGAGUUUUGAUUGGAGGAGAGGCGUCCAGACUGAUAGAUCUUUUUAGACAGCAGAUUGACAUGGAAAAUACGAAUACCAUAGACUACCUAAGAGAGAUGGAAAGAGCUCAAGACAACGAAUUCAAGGGAAGUCUGCCAAUUUUUACAGAAAACGCAACUAUCGACUUCUUGGAUCCCACAAAUGACCUCUUCUACCUUGUAUUGUUGCUGUUGCUAAGCCUACUUGCUUUGGGAUUAACAUGUGGUCUUUUGUACCAUGUGAUACGAAUGAAGAUAAGAUCACGUGUCAAGCCAGAAAACGCUAUGCUGAGUUGUUACAAGUCAACAGCUGAAGAAAUGAGAAUGGUGCUGCACCAGUUUCUUCAGGACAUUCAGAAAACUUACAAAAACUUAAAACUGAGACACAAAAAAGAGCUAAGAAAUUUGUUAUCAGUCAAAAAAUGCAAAAAUUCAGUUAACAGCUAGAUAGAUCCAUCGAUCCAAUUUGGCCUGGGCAUAACGUUUUUAGAUUUCAGACCAUCUGUUAUUCCCCGCCUAGCUUAUAUCAUUUUUGUUUGGACACCUUUAACUCAAGCAAAUGAUCUGUAGCUUAUAUCCUUAAGGGGAUUUCGAUAGGAAAACCAAAUACGCUCAAGCUAAAAUUGCGGAUUUCAUUAGAUAUCAUUAAUAUAAUGUCUGCACUGUGGACAUUUACAAUAAACUAUAGUGACUAUAUAGUCAAAACGUAGAUAGUGCAAUAAAUAUGGGUUUCAAUGAGGAUGGGCACCAUCGACUAGUGCAGUUACCUCUCUCCUAACAGACACCUAAAUAAUACUCCAUAUAAAACAACAUUUGCUGAUCCCGCCAAAAACCCGCGCUAUCUGUGGACUCAAAUUAAUAGGUAAAAUCUUUGAAUACAUCCUAGCACUUUAUUGGUAAUUUUCGCAGUGAAAUCUAAAAAUAAUAUUUUUGCCAACUACUGCAAAA
Messenger RNA from Actinia tenebrosa (Australian red waratah sea anemone), 3990 nucleotides. RefSeq lists its product as uncharacterized. The record is from RefSeq and is a predicted model, not a curated record. NCBI's taxonomy places the organism in Eukaryota, Metazoa, Cnidaria, Anthozoa, Actiniaria, Actiniidae.